UCCAAAUUAAUUAACGAUGGCAAAGUACUCAAACGAGAAAUCGUGUUCAGAAAUUAUCGAAGAAUUACCAAAAGCGCGUUUUUGGGACACCGCCGACAUCGUCCGCUGGGAAGGCUUCUGGUACAUUCCGAACUUUCUAGAACCGGCGAUGAGCUUCCGGUCCAGCUUCACCGCCCGAAACGACGACGUUUUGCUCGCCUCCUCCAUUAAAACCGGCACCACGUGGAUCAAAGCCCUCGCCUACUCUUGCAUUCAUCUCCACGACGACGAGGAUGCCCUCGCCGGCAACAAUCCCCAUUUCCUCGUCCCUACCGUCGAGAUCGUACUGUACAACAUCAAACCCUUCGAAUUCGACAUCUACGACGCGUCCGCUCCGCGAUUGAUUCACACGCACAUCCCCUACUCUCACCUCCCCGAUUCGAUCAAGAGCUCGUCGUCUUCCACAAAAAUUGUGUACAUCGCUCGAAACCCUAAGGACAUCCUAAUCUCCAUGUGGCAUUUUUUCAACUCCAUGUUUAAGCCGAUCCCGAUCGAUAAGGCCGUCGAUUCCUUCUGCUCCGGUUUCUGCAACUACGGCUCGUUCUUCGACCACGUGGCGGAGUACUGGAUCGAGAGCCGGAAACGGCCUGAGAAGAUCCUGUUUAUGAAAUACGAGAAGCUGAAGAACAGUCCGAAAGUAGAAAUAUCUAAAAUGGCAGAGUUUAUGGGAAAACCGUUGGGGAGUGAAGAUGAGGUGGAGAAGAUUAUUUGGAGAUGCAGUUUGGAGAGGCUGAAGAAUCUCGAGGUGAAUAAAAAUGGACGAUUUCUGACGUCCAUGUCCAACGACAACUUCUUCAGGAAAGGGGAAGUCGGGGAUUGGAAGAACUACUUGACGCCGGACAUGGCGGAGAAGAUCGACAAAAUGUCACGUGACAAGCUCGAGACCAUUGGGCUCUUUCUUUGAUUAAUUGAUUUCAUGUCUGCUUGAGUGUUUGUGAUCUUCUGUAAGAAGAUCAUUAUUUCAUGUUGUUGUGUGCUUUCCCUUGUAAUAUAUUUGGUUAAUAAUAAUUGAUAUUGGAAUCUACUUCUCGUAGAUUCCAAGCCG
Andrographis paniculata is the source of this 1084-nucleotide messenger RNA. RefSeq names its product cytosolic sulfotransferase 5-like. The record is from RefSeq and is a predicted model, not a curated record. The transcript has a single exon. Gene Ontology annotation, molecular function: sulfotransferase activity. Gene Ontology annotation, cellular component: cytoplasm. Lineage: Eukaryota; Viridiplantae; Streptophyta; Magnoliopsida; Lamiales; Acanthaceae. Bases 17 to 943 code for a protein of 308 amino acids. Gene Ontology annotation, biological process: sulfation.